UGAACGCGUACAGUAGACGCGUCGCGCAGCGGAGGAGACACACACCUGAGGAAUAGCGGCGCGAUGGCUGAUCAUCUGAUACAGAUCAAUGACUCUUCCGCCGCUGUCAAUCGAUUCGCGAGGAAAGGAGCUCUGCGACAGAAGAACGUGCACGAAGUUAAAAACCACAAAUUUACUGCUCGAUUCUUCAAGCAGCCCACAUUCUGCAGCCACUGCACCGACUUUAUCUGGGGAUUUGGAAAACAAGGUUUCCAGUGCCAAGUGUGCUGUUUUGUGGUCCACAAAAGGUGCCAUGAGUUUGUUACGUUCUCCUGUCCAGGAGCCGACAAGGGCCCUGACACAGAUGAUCCCAGAAGCAAGCACAAGUUCAAGAUCCACAGCUACGGCAGUCCCACCUUCUGCGACCACUGCGGAUCACUGCUGUACGGCCUCAUCCACCAGGGGAUGAAAUGCGACACCUGUGACAUGAACGUUCAUAAACAGUGUGUGAUGAAUGUGCCAAGUCUGUGCGGGACCGACCACACCGAACGCAGAGGAAGACUCUUCCUCAAGAUCGAGGUCAGCGGAGACAGACUCCACGUCACAGGUCUUAAAGUGACAGCAGCCUAG
Molecule: messenger RNA, 609 nt
Organism: Sinocyclocheilus grahami
Lineage: Eukaryota; Metazoa; Chordata; Actinopteri; Cypriniformes; Cyprinidae
Product: protein kinase C alpha type-like
Exons: 6
Coding region: 64-609 (181 amino acids)
Biological process (GO): phospholipase C-activating G protein-coupled receptor signaling pathway; intracellular signal transduction
Cellular component (GO): cytosol
Molecular function (GO): protein serine/threonine kinase activity
Source: RefSeq, a predicted model, not a curated record